UCACCAGCUUCCCCGCCGCUUCAGAACUAACAAUUAAUGAAAGGUGCAUAAAGCUAUGAUGGACCUGUAUGGGCACUGUCAUAAAAUGCUUGUCUCUUAUAUAUAGAGCUCCGCCUUCCGCUCCGACAGAAGCACCUGCGUAGUAGGCCUCCGCCCCAAAUCAACCCCACCUAAUAGCAACUAGACACUGUUUGUCGCCAUUAUGCAACCGAUCCGCUUGUGGAUGGCCGGUCCCAAGGAGUCGGCAGGUCCGAACCCAUGGAAAGUCCUUUUUAUUCUGGAAGAGCUGGGUCUUCCAUAUGAGCUCAAAGUAAUACAUAUAUCCACGGUCAAGUCACCCCCUUUGACCGACCUCAACCCCAAUGGUCGAGUUCCGGUGAUUGAGGAUCCCAACCGGGAUCUCGUCCUUUGGGAAUCGGGCGCUGUGAUUACCUACCUGGUUCAAGAGUACGACAAGGACAAGAAGUUGACACAUGCUGGGGGAAACGAGAUCCAUCAUCAGAAUCAAUGGGUCUACUUCCAAACCAGUGGUCAAGGUCCUUACUUCGGUCAAGCAGCAUGGUUUAAGAUACACCAUCCUGAGCGUAUUCAAUCUGCCAUCGACCGGUACCUGAACGAGAUUCAUCGUGUCCUUGGAGUCUUGAAUAAGGCGCUCGAGGGUAAGAAGUGGCUUGUCGGCGAUAAGAUGACGUUUGCCGAUAUGGCCUUCGUGCCCUACAAUAGCCUUCUUCACCUCGCGUUUGGUUGUGAGCCAGAUGAGUCUUUGAAGAACUAUCCCAACGUCGAAGCCUGGCAUAGACGCAUGUUGUCGAGAGACUCGUGGAAGAAGAUUAUGGAGUUGAAGAACACCCUAGAGAUCAAUACGUAAGUUCUUGUUGUCAAAUAGUGUCUACUGGAGACGAAAUCGAUGUGGGCAUGAAUUCAAGGCCAUCACGUCUACAUUGAUCUGCAAUACUUCAAGUCGCGGUGCCUACCCAAAAGCGGGGCCUACCCAAAAGCAGGGUCGCUGUUUUGGUCCAACAUGCCAAAACCAACCCAAACUAGUACGAGAAAAGGCUCUGUGAUUGCAAGGUGUC
Messenger RNA from Colletotrichum navitas, 1076 nucleotides. Its product is annotated as glutathione S-transferase domain-containing protein. Bases 203 to 868 code for a protein of 221 amino acids. The transcript has 5 exons. Lineage: Eukaryota; Fungi; Ascomycota; Sordariomycetes; Glomerellales; Glomerellaceae. The record is from RefSeq and is a predicted model, not a curated record.